CCGCAACACCAACCCCGCCAAAAACAAAAAUGGCAGAAGGGACGUAUCCUGCACGCGAUUUGAAAGGUCCAAUCUUAAAAACUUGCACGCGAUUAGAAAGGUCCAAUCUUUAAAAACUUCUACUAUAUCCUCUUGUCUCCCCGUUCACAUUCUUUUAUUUAACUUGUGCCUCCUUCUGCUUCCUCGCUCCUCUCUCUCAAACAUACAGAUAAACAGAAAAAAAAUGGAUUAUUCUUCAUUUUCGUUCAACUCAUUCGUAAUUCGCUUUCGAGCUUCGGCCAAUUCGUUUCUUUCGCAAUUUGAACCUCUGGCUCUGCUGCUCGCCCCUCUUCUCAGUCUCCUCGUGGCGCGUGUGCUUCAGUCGUUUCUUUCCCUUAUUCUCGAGAAAGGACUCAAAGCUACGCUACUAGGAUUGUUCAUGAGCUCCGUCAAGCUGGUACCUGGUGUUAAGAGUUACAUUGAUGCGGAGAAACAGAAGGUUGUGGAUAAGUUACAAUCUGGUAGCAAAUCCAAAAGAGAACACUGGAGGACAGAGUUGCCAACCAUAGGUUUAGGAGUAGGCGUUAUAGAGGAAAUGAGAGAUGAAAAGAGCAAGGAUGUUGAUUGGAAAGGAAAAUGCUCCGGUACAGUCUAUAUUGGUGGAAGUGAAUCUGAAGGACAUUUUGCUUUGAUCAACGAGGCAUGUUCAAUGUUUGCACAUACCAAUCCGCUACAUUUGGACGUGUUCCAGAGUGUGGCACGAUUUGAGGCUGAAGUGGUUGCUAUGACAGCUGAUUUACUUGGCAGUAAAGAGAAGGCUUCUGGAGCACAAGUAUGCGGAAACAUGACAUCAGGAGGAACUGAGAGCAUAUUAUUAGCUGUGAAAACAUCUAGGGAUUAUAUGAAAAUGAAGAAGGGAAUUACAAGCCCAGAAAUGAUAAUAGCUGAAUCUGCACAUUCAGCAUAUGACAAGGCAGCACAAUAUUUUAACAUCAAGCUGCGUCGUGUACCUGUCAAUAAGGAAUUUCAAGCAGAUGUGAAAGCAAUCAGGCAACAUAUUAACAGAAACACAAUCUUGAUUGUUGGAUCUGCGCCUGGGUAUCCUCAUGGCAUCAUUGACCCUAUUGAGGAGCUUGGUAAAUUGGCUUAUAGCUAUGGAAUUUGUUUCCAUGUUGACCUUUGUCUUGGUGGCUUUGUAUUGCCUUUUGCUUCUAAACUCGGGUACCCAAUUACAUCCUUUGAUUUCACUGUUAUGGGAGUAACUUCAAUUUCAGUGGAUGUGCAUAAAUAUGGGCUGGCUCCUAAAGGAACAAGUGUGGUUCUGUACAGAAAUCAUGACAUUAGAAAGCAUCAAUUUGUUGCUGUUACCGAGUGGUCAGGUGGGCUUUAUGUCUCUCCGACUAUAGCUGGAAGCAGGCCUGGAGGAUUGAUUGCUGGAGCUUGGGCAGCAAUGAUGUCUCUGGGACAAGCAGGUUACUUGGAAAAUACAAGAAAGAUCAUGGAAGUAUCAAAGAUGAUACAGAAAGGGAUAAAGGAGAUCCCUGAGUUGUUUAUCAUUGGGAAGCCAGACAUGACAAUCGUGGCAUUUGGAUCCGCUGUUCUUGACAUAUUUGAAGUUAAUGAUAUCAUCUCUAGCAAAGGUUGGCAUUUGAAUGCAUUGCAGAGACCCAAUAGCAUUCAUAUCUGUGUCACUCUUCAACAUGUACCAGUUGUUGAUACCUUCCUACAGGAUUUGAGGGACGCCGUACAAACUGUGAAAGAAAAUCCGGGGCCGAUAAGCGGAGGUCUAGCGCCCAUAUACGGUGCAGCAGGAAGUAUGCCAGAUAGAGGCAUGGUUCAAGAACUGUUGGUAAAUUACAUGGAUGGUACAUGCUAGUACAUGCCAUUGUAGUCCCCCAUGCUUCAGUUCUCAUCGUUUUGCUUCUUAUAAGAAAUCUGGUUAAUUCAUCAAGGAAAUAAAUGCUUAAUUUAUUCCCAUUCACUGAAUUCCCAGUCAAUAAUUAUUGGUUUAUUUUAUAAAAAAAAUUCCUUUUUGUACCUUUUAUGACAUUCAAGCAGGCGCAUUUGGUCUACCUCAUCUCAUGAAUAUAGAAAAUCUAUUUGUCUCGUUAUGGUCUAGCCGUAAAAUUUUGCCUUUGAUGCUGUGGGAGCUUUCCAAUCCAGCUCUCAAAUGGACAUAGUUUUUGUCCAUAUUUUAAUUUCGGUUG
Durio zibethinus is the source of this 2186-nucleotide messenger RNA. Its product is annotated as sphingosine-1-phosphate lyase-like. Gene Ontology annotation, molecular function: sphinganine-1-phosphate aldolase activity; pyridoxal phosphate binding. Lineage: Eukaryota; Viridiplantae; Streptophyta; Magnoliopsida; Malvales; Malvaceae. Gene Ontology annotation, cellular component: endoplasmic reticulum. Gene Ontology annotation, biological process: sphingolipid catabolic process; carboxylic acid metabolic process. The record is from RefSeq and is a predicted model, not a curated record.